GCGCAGAGGCCCCGCCUGAGGCGGCCGGGGCCAUAGGGGAGUCUGGGGUGUGGAGCUCUGUCGGCUCAAGCCCCGCGGGAUCCCGGAGCUCCUGCGUCAGGAUUUCCCGCAGGACCCCACCCGGAGGCCAGCCACCAUGAGCGGCUCCAAGCCGGACAUCCUGUGGGCACCGCACCAGGUGGACAGAUUCGUGGUGUGUGACUCAGAGCUGAGCUUGUACCAGGUGGAGCCGGCGGGCAGUUCCGAGCUCAAAGCGGGCUCCUUGAGGUUGUCGGAGGACACGGCGGCCACCUUACUGUCCAUCAACUCGGACACCCCCUACAUGAAGUGCGUGGCCUGGUACCUCAGUUACGACCCCGAGUGUCUGCUGGCUGUGGGCCAGGCCAACGGCCGGGUGGUUCUCACCAGUCUUGGCCAGGAUCACAACUCCAAGUUCAAGGAUUUGAUAGGAAAAGAAUUUGUCCCCAAACACGCCCGCCAGUGCAACACCCUGGCCUGGAACCCGCUGGACAGCAACUGGCUCGCUGCCGGCCUGGAUAAACAUCGGGCUGACUUCUCCGUGCUCAUUUGGGAUAUCUGUAGCAAGUACAGUCCAGAAGCCACGGUUCCUUUGGAGAAAGUAAGGCUUUCAGCAGGCGACGCCGAGGCUGGGCUGGUGGUCACGAAGCCCCUCUAUGAACUGGGGCAGAACGAUGCUUGUCUGUCUCUCUGCUGGCUGCCCCGAGACCAGAAGCUGCUCCUUGCCGGCAUGCAUAGGAACCUGGCCAUCUUUGACCUCCGGAACACGAGCCAGAAGAUGUUUGUGAACACCAAAGCUGUCCAGGGAGUGAUGGUGGACCCCCAUUUCCAUGACCGCGUGGCUUCUUUCUACGAAGGUCAGGUGGCCAUCUGGGACCUUAGGAAAUUUGAGAAGCCCGUCCUGACCCUGACGGAGCAGCCCAAGCCUCUCACCAAGGUCGCCUGGUGCCCCACCAGGACGGGGCUGCUGGCCACCCUCACGAGAGACAGCGACAUCAUCAGGCUGUAUGACAUGCAGCACACGCCCACGCCCAUCGGAGAUGAGACCGAGCCGACCAUCAUCGAGCGCAGCGUGCAGCCCUGUGACAAUUACAUCGCAUCCUUCGCCUGGCACCCCACCAGCCAGAAUCGAAUGAUCGUGGUGACUCCCAACCGAAUCAUGUCUGACUUCACCGUGUUCGAACGGAUCUCACUCGCCUGGAGUCCGGUCACCUCCUUGAUGUGGGCCUGUGGCCGGCAUCUCUACGAGUGCACCGAAGAGGGGAGCGAUCCUUCUCUAGAAAAGGACAUUGCCACCAAGAUGCGCCUCCGGGCUUUGUCCCGCUAUGGCCUCGAUACCGAACAGGUCUGGAGAAACCACGUGUUAGCUGGAAAUGAGGACCCUCAGCUGAAAUCCCUCUGGUAUACGCUGUAUUUUAUGAAGCAGUACACGGAAGAUUUGGACCCGAAGUCUCCAGGCCACAAAGGGCCGCUGGUUUACGCAGGCAUUAAAACCAUCGUCAAGUCAUCUUUGGGCAUGGCAGAAGGUGGCAGCAGACACAGCUGGAGUGGGGUGUCCGAGAAGCCAAACGAGGGCCAGAGUCUGAGCGAAGAGAGAAUCUUGGCCUUACAGCUCUGUGGCUGGAUCAGCAAGGGAACAGAUGUGGACGUGGGGCCCUUCCUCAGCUCCCUCGUGCAAGAGCAAGAGUGGGAGCGAGCCGCCGCCGUGGCCUUGUUCAACCUGGACAUCCGGCGCGCUAUCCAGAUCCUGAACGAGGGGGCGUCCUCAGAGAAAGGCGACCUGAACCUCAAUGUGGUAGCCAUGGCGCUGUCAGGGUACACGGACGAGAAGAACUCCCUGUGGAGGGAGAUGUGCAGCACUCUACGUUUACAACUCAGUGACCCUUACCUGUGUGUCAUGUUUGCCUUCCUGACCAGUGAGCCUGGCUGCUACGAUGGCGUCUUGUAUGAGAAUAAAGUGGCGGUACGAGACAGGGUGGCAUUCGCCUGCAAGUUCCUCAGUGAUGUUCAGUUAAAUAGAUACAUCGAAAAGCUGACCAAUGAAAUGAAAGAGGCUGGAAAUCUAGAAGGAAUCUUGCUGACGGGUCUAACAAAGGAUGGAGUUGAUUUAAUGGAAAGUUACGUUGACAGAACUGGAGACGUCCAGACUGCAAGUUACUGUAUGCUACAGGGCUCUCCAUUAGAUGUACUUAAAGACGAGAGGGUCCAGUAUUGGAUUGAAAACUAUAGGAAUUUGCUAGAUGCGUGGCGCUUCUGGCACAAGCGAGCAGAAUUUGACAUUCACAGGAGUAAGCUGGAUCCCAGUUCCAAGCCCUUAGCACAGGUGUUUGUGAGCUGCAAUUUCUGCGGAAAGUCCAUCUCCUACAGCUGCUCAGCCGUGCCCCACCAGGGCCGGGGCUUCAGCCAGUACGGCGUGAGUGGCUCCCCGACCAAGUCCAAGGUCACGAGCUGUCCGGGCUGCCGGAAACCCCUCCCGCGAUGCGCGCUCUGCCUCAUCAACAUGGGGACGCCCGUUUCUAGCUGCCCAGGAGGAUCCAAGUCGGACGAGAAAGUGGACCUCAGCAAGGACAAAAAGCUCGCUCAGUUCAAUAACUGGUUCACGUGGUGUCACAACUGCCGGCACGGCGGCCACGCCGGCCACAUGCUCAGCUGGUUCAGGGACCAUGCUGAGUGUCCUGUGUCUGCAUGUUCCUGUAAGUGUAUGCAGUUGGAUACAACAGGGAAUCUUGUCCCUGCAGAGACUGUGCAGCCCUAGCCUGUAAACCUUCAAGGAGGGCUUUCUGGCAGGGCUCCCCCACCAUGAACUUUGCCUCCCAGAAGUUGGAUGUCGCCAUGAGGUUGGGCUGCUUCACAAACCCUCCUGCAGGGAGUGACCAGCCUCUGUCCUCAGGCAACCCAUUGACUGUCUGAGGCAGUUCAUUUCAGAAAUCCUUGUAGAAAUCCAGAAUGGCUCCCGAUCACAUGACAUAGGUAGGACCUUGACCUUGUCAUGGGGAGGUAGGAAAUACUUCAUUAAGGUAUGUAGAGUUUCCAAAUGUGUGACUCAUCCUAUAGGUCUAAAUCCUUCAUCAGAAGUGGCUUGUAAGUUUCUGGGGGAGUCUGGUUCCUUCCUCUUCCGUGUCAUUAACUACCCCCCCCACCCCCCCAUACACACACACACACACACACACACACACACACACACGCACAGCUGCAAACAAGGACUGAAUGUGCCAGUGGAUGAUGGGCAUCUACUCACAAGGGCCCCCCUCCACCAGCCACAGUCACCAUUCAGUUACAUGUUUUCAUCUCAAGGUGAUGAAAGUCACCCAGUUUGUACUAUCAGUUUACCAGAGGGGGAUAGAGAGCCCCACAUUUAGCAUACUGCCCCAAACUUAACUUCUCCAUGUGAUCUGCCGGUUGUCACAUGGGAACGUUGCCUUCGCAGUGUGACUGACUCCAACUCCACAGUUCCCCUCUAUCCGUGGUUACGACUGAAUGCCCAGGGCGGCCCUCUUGCCUCCUGUGUGCAGCCAGCUCCUGACCUUUGCUCUGGCAGGGCCCCAGGUGGGUCUUCUCCAGGUCGACCCACCACUUCAGAGGCAGCAUCUCAUGCCAUAGAGAAGCCUGGAGAGACCCAAGAGAAGGAAGAGGCCUGGCUCUCCAGGGGCUGAUUCCUGCAAAUGUGCUUCCUGUUUAGGCCAUGCCAAGGCCUAGGACUCCAUCCAGCUGGGUGCAGUGGUUUGGUUUCUUCUGUAUUUGUGUGUGUGGAGGGGGAGUGGGUGGAGAAUCGGCUGAAUGAGCCUUUGCUGAGCCAAAGCCGAGGCCCAGCCCAUCACCGCUGGCACGGAGAAUGAUGGAGCACGAGUCUCAGACUGACUGUUAGAGUCGCCAUUGCAGGUCCAGUGGCUUUAGAAACCCGGCAGUGAGCUGAAGGUGUUUGGCGAGGCAGGGGUGGUGAGGGUCUGGGCUUCGGGCUGGGACAGCUGGUGCAGAGGAGCUGACCGUGUGCUAAUGCCUCUGCUCACUGAGGCGACAUUAGGAUUUUAGGUGGUGGAUAUUUAUAAUUUUUGUACAAAAGUGGUUUUGUUAAUAAAGACGAUUUGUUUUAUCGAGUCUUCA
Trichosurus vulpecula (common brushtail) is the source of this 4119-nucleotide messenger RNA. RefSeq names its product meiosis regulator for oocyte development (gene MIOS). The record is from RefSeq and is a predicted model, not a curated record. Bases 137 to 2773 code for a protein of 878 amino acids. Gene Ontology annotation, cellular component: cytoplasm. Gene Ontology annotation, molecular function: protein binding. The transcript is spliced from 11 exons. Lineage: Eukaryota; Metazoa; Chordata; Mammalia; Diprotodontia; Phalangeridae. Gene Ontology annotation, biological process: positive regulation of TORC1 signaling; cellular response to amino acid starvation.